Messenger RNA from Aedes aegypti (yellow fever mosquito), 3290 nucleotides. RefSeq names its product serine/threonine-protein kinase grp (gene grp). Gene Ontology annotation, biological process: protein phosphorylation; microtubule cytoskeleton organization; DNA damage checkpoint signaling. The record is from RefSeq and is a predicted model, not a curated record. The transcript is spliced from 8 exons. NCBI's taxonomy places the organism in Eukaryota, Metazoa, Arthropoda, Insecta, Diptera, Culicidae. Gene Ontology annotation, cellular component: cytoplasm. Gene Ontology annotation, molecular function: ATP binding; tau-protein kinase activity; protein serine/threonine kinase activity. The coding region runs from base 1340 to 2818 and encodes 492 amino acids.
GCCGAACGAACGGACAAAAGCCGGCUAAAUUUCAUUUCCUCGUCGGAGUCUGUCGAAUGCGGAGUGAUUGCCGUGCGUUAAAAGUGCGUUUUUUUUUACCAAAGAAAAGAACUUUGUGGUUAUUGUGGUGAUUUUUGAACUUGAUUACUGCUUAGUUAAGUGUAAAGUUUGGCUGUGAACUCCCGGAACAAAACCAGUGUGCAAGAUCGCCAGAAAAUUGUGAAAGUGGGCGUUGUUGAAGGACGAAACACGUUCCAGUUCUUCGGAAAUCAAGACAAGAACAAGAAGAACUUCCAGCAGCAGAACAAGGAGAUAAUCCGAAAUCGAAACAACACACACCUUUACCAGCAGAAGAGGAGCAUAGGAAUACUCCAUUCGAAGAAGGAUCGAAGGAACAACGGGUUCAACCCGGGCUCUCGGGGACAAGAAGUGCUUUGUCGUAGUAAUCCGGAUCGCGAGUGAAUCAGUGCCCUAAAAUCUGGGGAAGUUCUCUGGAGUCCCGGACCGGAAUAAAGUGCCGGAAAUCGAAGGUUUCGAAGCCGUCUCUGGAUUGGAAGAAUCCUGCCGAGUCGCCCAUCCCUCUCGCCGGUUCAUGCAUAUCCAGGCCGGCCCGUCGUUCUAGGACAUGGCAACACUGACGACGUUUCCGAAACGACGACGACCAGUGUUUGAAUCGAUACAGAGCACGACCUGUACCGCUCGCCCUUGCCCAAGCCAUCGUCUUUCACGCAGCCCCGUUUGCUAGCAGCAGCAGCCUGGACCAGGACCAGCAAAAAGCUCCCAAUCGUCGCGGUGCACACAGUUUGCUGGUCGACGUACAAAUAACUUGCCCUGCCAGUUUGGCAAAGUACCAAAAAUAUUAAUACCACUGGCCAUCACCGGAACGAACAAUUCUCGGCCGACCGAGAGUGUCCUGGUUCCCAACCAAGAAUCACUCCUGCACUGUGCAACCAAAACCCAAGGAACAAGACCAAAAAACGAGAACUCGCUCAUUCCCCACGUGUGCAAGGGAGCCCCCCUAUCGUCAGUGUGUGUGUUAAGGUACAUGUGUGCGAUCGCCCUUUUUUCCCACAACACCUCCAUCAUCGCCCUACUGAACGUUAAGGAAAAAUUUCUACCCCCACCGAUACCAUCAGCGGCGGCAACAGAACUCGUCGCCACCAGCAGCAGCGAGGACGCGAUCCGGUUUUUGCGGUAGCGAAUAAUUUGGAUCGAAAUCAAAUUUCAAUCUAGGACAACACCAAACCUCUUCUCGGUGGAAAAAAGGAGAAAUAAGGACACCGAGAGGACAAGGAAGGGACAAAAGAAGCAAAAAACACGGACACGGGAAUCCGGAGACAUGACAUCGACACAGCCGAAUCGGGAAUUCGUCGAAGGAUGGACAUUGGCCCAGACCCUCGGGGAGGGUGCCUACGGGGAAGUGAAGCUGCUCAUCAACCGCCAGUCGGGUGAGGCCGUCGCGAUGAAGAUGGUCGAUCUGAAAAAGCAUCCGGACGCGGAAAGCUCCGUCAAGAAGGAGGUCUGCAUCCAGAAGAUCCUGCAGCAUCCGAACAUCCUGAAGUUCUUCGGCAAGCGCACCCAGGGCGACAUCGAGUACAUCUUCCUGGAGUACGCGUCCGGUGGGGAGCUGUUCGAUCGGAUAGAGCCCGACGUCGGAAUGCCCAUCCCGGAAGCGCAGCGAUACUUCAACCAACUGCUCGCCGGAGUGGACUACCUGCACACCCGGGGAGUUGCCCACCGGGACCUGAAGCCGGAGAAUCUGCUCCUGGACGAGCACGACAACGUCAAGAUCUCCGACUUUGGCAUGGCCACCAUGUUCAGAAUGAAAGGCCGGGAGCGGUUGCUGGACAAAAAAUGCGGCACCCUGCCGUACGUGGCCCCGGAGGUGUUGCUGAAACCCUAUCAGGCCACCCCUGCCGACCUCUGGUCCUGCGGGAUCAUCCUAGUCACGAUGCUGGCCGGCGAACUGCCAUGGGAUCAGCCGUCAUCGGCCUGUCAGGAGUAUCUCUGCUGGAAGGAGAACAAAUACACGACCGCGACGCCCUGGAGCAAACUGGACACCCUAACGCUGUCGCUGCUGCGGAAGAUCCUGGUGCCGAAUCCCUCCCAGCGGUUGACGCUGGACAAAAUCCAGGACCACAAGUGGUGCCAGAUGCAGUUCAACCACAAUAGUCAAGGUCUCUCGGACAGCGGUGCCAUCGGACGGGAUGUAGUGGACGGGGUCGUAUCGCCCCGUGCUAAGCGGCUCUGCUCCAAUCAGGAUCUGUCCACCCCGCUGGACGAUUCCACCUCACGUAUGUGCCAAUCGCAGCCGGUGCCAACGAUCACUCACACCGAAGUGCACGGCGUCGAGGAGGCCAUCGAAGCACGGAAUGGGUUUUGCUUCUCACAACCCACCAUGCUGGAUGAUCUGAUCCUGUGCACCCAGAUGAAUCCCACCCAAUCGGUGGGGGCGACCCAAUCGAACAAUCCGUUCCAACGGUUGGUACGACGGAUGACGCGCUUCUUCGUGUCCACCAAGUGCGACGAAACGCUGAAACGACUGACGGCCACCUUCGAGAAGCUGGGCUACAGUUGGAAGUGCAAUGACGAAGCCGUUAUCACCAUCUCGACGAUCGACCGCCGGAAACUGCAGCUGAUCUUCAAGGCGAACAUCGUGGAAAUGGACGGACGAAUCCUGUGCGACUUCCGCCUCUCGAAAGGGUGCGGCCUGGAGUUCAAACGACGAUUCAUACGGAUCAAGCAAAGUCUGGCCGAUAUUGUGAUGAAAGGGCCCGUGACGUGGCCCAUUGCCAUUGCUACCAAUUCUGUGCCUUAGGAAGUCUCUCUCCAUCCCCCUCGGAAUCACUUCUUGGAGGGGGAACAAAGCAAACCAAACACUGCCGGCAAGUAUUUUUGAAGAAGCUAUCUUUUUUCGAAUAGUACCUCGGAACUGGAACCGUUGCGUUGGUUAGCGUUAGAUAAUAAGAGUUAAAAUACCUUAGUUUUCAUUUUCACCUUUAUUUUUUACUUUACGCUGAGCGAACAAAAGUGUGCGUUAUGAAAUUGGAUUGUGAGUGUCCUCGUGACUACUUUUUGGUAUAUGAAGAAUGUCGGCUAGCCAUAUAUGUUAAAGUGAACACAGAAAACCGAUGAAUUCAGGGAGCAUAUUUAGUUUUUUUCUGCUUUUAUGUUUGUUCACUACCUUACUCAGAAAUCUCGCUCGAAGAGAAAUAGUUUUGUACGAUGCAAAUUAUUGAUCUGCUGAAUUGAAUGCUGUUUUGUAAAAAAAAAAAACAAGGAAUUCCAAA